Ornithorhynchus anatinus (platypus) is the source of this 2678-nucleotide messenger RNA. RefSeq names its product synaptotagmin 5 (gene SYT5). NCBI's taxonomy places the organism in Eukaryota, Metazoa, Chordata, Mammalia, Monotremata, Ornithorhynchidae. The record is from RefSeq and is a predicted model, not a curated record. Gene Ontology annotation, cellular component: synaptic vesicle membrane; axon; dense core granule. Gene Ontology annotation, biological process: synaptic vesicle endocytosis; regulation of calcium ion-dependent exocytosis; calcium ion-regulated exocytosis of neurotransmitter. The coding region runs from base 86 to 1657 and encodes 523 amino acids. The transcript is spliced from 9 exons. Gene Ontology annotation, molecular function: syntaxin binding; calcium-dependent phospholipid binding; calcium ion binding.
UGGACCGGAUUUUGGGGGGCGGGGACCCUCAGAAUGGGUGUAAAUAUUGCGUCUCAUAAUUUAUUAAAUCACCGUCUGCUGGCACAUGUGCUCAGGCCUGAGGGGCGGGACGCCUCGGUUGGAAGCCGGAGGGAGGGACGCCUUGGUCCUUCCCCGUGAGCUGCCGGUGGAAACCCUCUCACGCCCGUGGAAACCCUCUCUGUGUCUCUGUCUCUGUCUCUCUGUGUCUCUGUCUCUGGCUCUCUCCCCCCUCCCCCCCCUCCACGGAUUCUUAUUUCCGAGCUGGAGGAGGGGCUUUCCCCCUCCACCGGAGAGGGGGAUUCGGGCAGACGGGCUCCUGUUCUCGGCUCCUCCACCUUUCCCGGCCGCUCCGGGGAUCGCGUUUCCUCCCUGGGACCCGGAGAGAGGCUUCAGGAUGAGCGCCGUCCGCCGCUCGGCCAUGGUGGCCACGCAGCUCCCGGCAACCCCAUCUGGACUCCCCCACAAUGGCACCCAAACCCCCAGAAAGGAGGACGUCUUUGCACAUAUGAAGGACAAGUUUAUGAACCGGCUCAGCAAACUGCCCGUUCCCCCCUGGGCCCUGGCCACCAUCCUCAUCCUCGCUGGCCUCCUCCUGCUCUGCUGCUGCGUCUGCAUCUGUAAGAAAUGUUGCGGUCGGAAGAAGGGCAAGAAGGCCAAAGGCAAGGCCCAGAUCCAUUUGAAGGAGGUCAAGGAGCUGGGCAAGAGCUACAUAGACAAGGUGCAGCCCGAGGUGGAGGAGUUGGGGCCGGAACUGGUAGGGGACGGGAAGCCGGAGAAGGAGCCGGAGCGACUGGGCCGGCUCCAGUAUUCCCUGGACUAUGAUUUCCAGAGCAGCCAGCUGAUGGUGGGGGUCCUCCAGGCAGCAGACCUGGCAGCCUUGGAUAUAGGGGGCACGUCGGACCCCUACGUCAAGGUCUUCCUGCUCCCCGACAAGAAGAAGAAGCAUGAGACCAAAGUCCACCGCAAGACCCUGAACCCCAUCUUCGGAGAGACCUUCUCCUUCAAGAUUCCAUACGCGGAGCUGGGCGGGAAGGUGUUGGUGAUGGCGGUCUACGACUUCGACCGCUUUUCCAAGCACGACGCCAUUGGCGAGGUCCGCGUACCCAUGAGCUCUGUGGACCUGGCCCGGCCCAUCGAGGAGUGGAGGGAUCUGCAGUCUGCCGAGAAGGAAGAGCAAGAGAAGCUGGGAGACAUCUGCUUCUCCCUGCGCUACGUCCCCACUGCUGGCAAACUGACCGUCAUCGUGCUGGAGGCCAAGAAUCUCAAGAAGAUGGACGUGGGGGGCCUUUCUGAUCCAUACGUGAAGAUCCAUCUGCUGCAGGGAGGGAAGAGACUGAAGAAGAAGAAGACCACCAUCAAGAAGAAUACGCUCAACCCCUACUACAACGAGUCUUUCAGCUUUGAGGUGCCGUUUGAGCAAAUCCAGAGGGUGCAGGUGGCGCUGACGGUGUUGGACUACGACAAGCUGGGGAAGAACGAGGCCAUCGGGAAGGUGUUUGUGGGGCUAGGGGCAGGCGGUGCAGAGCUGCGCCAUUGGUCAGACAUGCUGGCCAACCCCCGGAGGCCCAUCGCCCAGUGGCACACCCUGCAGCCCGAAGAGGAGGUGGACACCUUGCUUGCUGGACGGCCCUCCUGAACGGGGAGGCUCUGUGCCCUCCUCCCUCCCUGGCUUCCUUCUUUGGGACAAGGGACCCACAGCUGGAGGAGAUGGGACAGAACCUCCUUUGUCCCCUCUCCGGCCCCUUUGUCUCCCCCUUUGCCCCCUCUCCACCCCGGUCUUUUCUCUUUCCCGCCCCCAAUCUACUCCCGACCCUCUGCCUUGAUCCCCUUUGCCUCCUCCUCUGUUUCCUCGCUUGGCCCUCUCUUCAUUUGCCCAGGCUGAGACCCAGGCACGACAAUCAAACCGAAUCAGCGUGAAAGACUGGCAAAGAGGGCAGGUGUGGAAAUACCAUCGAGAAAUCGGGGGAAGGAUGAUGGGAAAGAAUGAGUGGGGGGAGAGGACCCCCUAGCCUGCCCCUUCACUCCUCCAUUUCUUCCACCUUGAGAUGCCAUCAAGGCCAAAUGACAGUGUUUAGAAGAGACUGGAGCUGGGGAGGGGUGUCCCUGAAGUUCACCUCUUGCCCCCUCCAUUGGUUUCUGCUUUGACAAUCUCCACUCCCCCCACUCCUCCCCAUGCUCCCCCUGGAAACUAGAUGAUAAAAGGGAAGAUAACCUUCCCAUCCUUGGGUCCCUCCUGAGAGGGAGAAACCAUCUUGUCUGGCUGCCUCCAUUCCCCUGGGUGGUGAGUUUUCCAGGCUCCCAUGACUUUCAGCCCUCAAGAGUCUCAACUCUUUGAACGGGAGGGAGGCUCCCCCCAUCUGCCCUUCUCCCCCGGCAGUUGAGGAUCCGUGGGGUCGUGUCCCUCCGUCUUGAAUUUUCUCCCAGAUGGAGAAAAUGGAGACUAAGGGAUGUGUGUGAUCACGGGAGCGUGAGCACAGACCCUGCAGUUCCCCCAUUUGUGUAGGGAAGAGGAGGUGACUCUGCUUCUCCCCUCCCACCUCGCUUUCCCCCUUUCUACCAGCGUUGUUCAGAACGGGUUUUCCUAUUGCUCUAUUGGAGGUUUGUUUUCCAGGACUGAAUAAAAUGCAGAGUGAGUGAGAGAGAGAGAGAUUUAACAA